ACAACUUUGCAGUCAGCGCAGGUUGAGCAUGGCGUCUGUGUCUCACUCAUGAAAGUUUCGUAAACUUGCUCUGUCGAUCCGAAGAAGUAUGUAACAGAACUUUUAACUGUUCUACGUGUACCCAGUAUUCAAUAGUGGGCUUCGUCGAUACCGAAGACAUGGAAAAAUACUCCGGCAAGCAAGUUUGAAAGCGUGCUUUGGUGAAAUAGCUAGCUAGCUGGCCGGCUACCUAUGCAGCUGGCUAGGUAGUCAAGGUGCUAACCUGUAUCACAUACGUACAUUUUACGCCUAUUUAGUCCAAUAUACGUAUAUAUUUUUAGUUAAGACUUAAUUUUAUUAGUUGACGUCGUCAUAGUUUGAUUCUGAUAGUUGCCGUUAGCUGUUUGGUUCAGUUGUUUGGACGCAAAACAUGGCCCAGUCACCGGUAGCCGUGCAAGUCCCUGGAAUGCAGAAGAACAAGCUUCUGCAUGAUCAGUGAAGCAGGAUGCAGCCAGUCAUUGCCACAGAAAAAAAUAUUCAAGCCUUGGCUCGCUCGGGGGAAGUUUUAACAGACUUUUAGCCAUUGCCACUUACCAGCAUUGGCUGGCAUUUCACCACAACAUCCGUAUGCCCUGCUGUGCAUUGCUCGUUGGCAACAGAAAAAGGCCUUCAAUGUAGCCUCUUAAAGUGUCAUUACUUACAGUUGAUCUGAAGACUGGCUAAUUAUUUGUGUGGUCAGCGCUAAGGCUUCAGUAUGGCUAGCGAACAGCAGUCGAGCUCUGAUCCCAGGUCUGCGUUGACAAGAUGGUAACCACAGCAGCUGGAGGGAGUGGCAGGCCAGUGAGCUGGUUCCUUGUUGUUGUGGUGAUAUGAUAACAGGGCACCAGGUGGCUGCCUGGUAACAGUGGGCCUGUGAGGGUAGCCAGGUGUUGGAAUGAGAGGAGGAGUGGGGGUUGGGAUUGGUAGUCGAACUUCAUCAUGGCCUGGGCUAGAAUUCCUUCCAAAUAAAAGGACAGAAUGUCUUUGCUUUCUAGUUCUUUAGGCACUGAAUGUUGACACUGAAGGCUUAUUUGAAGCCACACUGUUUGCUGUGUUGUCUGUGUUAUACUUAGAUUUUGGAAAACCAUUUUUUCCCUGUGCAUGCCUUCUAGUAUGAAGCCAGGCAUUUGAUUAGCUGUGUUAUGAUGAACAUUUAGCAACAAUGACGGCUUUGUGCAAGGAGGUCUUUUAAUAAUUUGCAGAGUGUUUAGGAAAUUCUCUGCAGCGGUCCUCAGUUAUGGUCGGUUACAUGUCCUUCACACCUGCUGUAACCUGCCUGCAAAGAGAUAAGCAUUGAACACACACACACACACACACACUCUUGUUCAAACACAAUGGCCUUCUUUCUCUGUUGCCAACACAACAAAAGAGCUGCACAUUGCCCACAUAACAGCCGGGUCGACCCCGAGGAGCUGUUCACCAAGCUGGAGCGCAUCGGGAAGGGCUCCUUCGGUGAGGUGUUCAAGGGCAUCGACCACCGCACCCAGAACGUGGUGGCCAUCAAGACCAUCGACCUGGAGGAGGCCGAGGACGAGAUCGAGGACAUCCAGCAGGAGAUCACUGUACUCAGUCAGUGCGACAGCCCGCACGUCACCAAGUACUACGGCUCCUACCUGAAGGGUAGCAAACUAUGGAUUAUCAUGGAGUAUCUGGGUGGUGGAUCAGCGCUAGACCUGCUGCGAGCAGGUCCUUUUGAUGAGAUCCAAAUAGCCACCAUGUUAAAGGAAGUUCUCAAAGGCUUGGACUACCUACACUCAGAGAAGAAGAUCCAUAGAGACAUCAAAGCGGCCAAUGUCCUGCUGUCCGAGUCUGGCGAGGUGAAACUGGCUGAUUUCGGGGUGGCAGGGCAGCUGACAGAUACUCAGAUCAAGCGCGAGACGUUUGUGGGCACCCCGUUUUGGAUGGCUCCUGAGGUCAUCCAGCAGUCUGCCUAUGAUUCAAAGGCUGACAUCUGGUCUCUGGGCAUCACAGCCAUCGAGCUGGCCAAGGGCGAGCCCCCCAACUCGGACAUGCAUCCCAUGCGCGUCCUCUUCCACAUUCCCAAGAACACCCCACCCACCCUCAACGGCGAGUUCUCCAAGACCUUCAAGGAGUUUGUGGACCUGUGUUUGAACAAAGACCCUGCAUUUAGACCCACUGCCAAAGAGCUCCUGAAGCACAAGUUCGUAGUGAAGAACGCCAAGAAGACGUCCUACCUCACGGAGCUGAUUGACCGGCUGAAGCGCUGGAAGGCAGAAGGACACAGCGACGGAGACUCCAGCUCGGAUUCCGACUCGGAGUCCAGCAACAAGGAGAAUGACUCUUCCCAGCCAGAAUGGUCAUUCACCACCGUCCGCAAGAAGAAACCGGACAAGAAAGUGACCAAUGGGACAGUGAGCCGAGUUUUAGCUGAGCUGAAGCUCCAGCACAGGCCAGGCGUGCUGGAGGAGCUGGAGAGGAGCCUGCAGGCUGCGGAGGACAUGUGCCCAGGGCUCACAGACAAGAUGGUCAACCACAUCCUGGAGAGGGUGAAGAGGUUCUCUGUGAGUUAAUGCAAUGUGCAGAUGGUUUUACUAAACAGAUACACUCUCUCACACACACACACACACACACACACACACACACACACA
Messenger RNA from Alosa alosa (allis shad), 2627 nucleotides. It is a transcript of the gene stk26, whose product is annotated as serine/threonine protein kinase 26. The transcript is spliced from 11 exons. Gene Ontology annotation, biological process: protein phosphorylation. The record is from RefSeq and is a predicted model, not a curated record. Bases 1353 to 2549 code for a protein of 398 amino acids. NCBI's taxonomy places the organism in Eukaryota, Metazoa, Chordata, Actinopteri, Clupeiformes, Clupeidae. Gene Ontology annotation, molecular function: ATP binding; protein kinase activity.